This is a messenger RNA of Cynoglossus semilaevis (tongue sole), 1761 nucleotides long. RefSeq names its product alpha-(1,3)-fucosyltransferase 9-like. The coding region runs from base 219 to 1430 and encodes 403 amino acids. The record is from RefSeq and is a predicted model, not a curated record. Lineage: Eukaryota; Metazoa; Chordata; Actinopteri; Pleuronectiformes; Cynoglossidae. The transcript is spliced from 2 exons. Gene Ontology annotation, cellular component: membrane. Gene Ontology annotation, molecular function: alpha-(1->3)-fucosyltransferase activity.
AAUUACAACUAAAUACUAGAAAAAAUAUAAUUUAGAUGCACAGUUCCACCUUCAUGAUUACUUACACCUUAUCUUACUAAAACACCUGCGUUUUGGUGGUUGAUGAAACAUGCGUUUUUUAACCGUUGUGACCAGGUUGUGACUUCCUUCUUCCGCUCCACACGAAUGUGGGGCGUCAGUAAUGAGGAGAAGCAGGUGAACGUUUCAUAUUUCAAUAAAUGUUUCUUCACACGCACCCUGGCGUUUACAAACGCUGCACAGUUCAGCAAUUAGUUGAAAAGUGUACGUUUGGUGUGCGGGGUUCAACCUUACGCUUACGUAGAUCCAACAUGGUCUCCUUAUCCACCUUCUCUGCUUUGCGAUCUGUCUUUAUUGUAGUCCUUCUGUUGGGAGGACUAAUUGUCCUGUUUUCAGUGUACUACAGAUCCCUUCCACUACCAAAAUGUCAUCCUUCCCCAAAACAAGCUAAAAAUAAUAUCCAAACGUCAAUGGUAACAACCACAGAAACAACCAAAAAGCCACUUUUGCUGCUGUGGUUUUGGCCUGAAAGUCGAAUGUUUGAUUUGAAAGACUGUGAAAAUAUUUUAAACAUUGACCACUGCGAACUUACGGAUGACAGAUCCAAAUACUCCACAGCUCGUGCAGUUUUAAUAUUCCACAAUGACAUUAAAGAUGACCUGUCUAACCUGCCCAAUUCACCAAGACCCAAAUUCCAACGUUGGAUCUGGUUGAACAUGGACACCCCUCCAAAUACACGCAAGAUACUAGGCAUCGAAUCGCUUUUCAAUUUGACCUCAAGCUACAGGAAGGAUGCUGACAUUCCUGUCCGCUGGCACCUGACCGUCAAGAAGAUUCCAGAUCCAGAAUACAUACCACCAAAGAAAGCACAACUAGUAUGUUGGAUUGUUAAGCGCAGUGACCUUGACACAAAAACAGGGGACAGCUACAGCUUCUACAAAGAGCUUUCUAAGUACCUAAAAGUGGAGAUCUAUGACCCUUCGGAUGAACGAGUGAAGGGUGACGACUACUUCCAAACUGUAGGCAGCUGUAAAUUCUUCCUUUCAUUCGAGGAAUCAGUUCACCGCGAUUAUAUUACUGAAAAAUUUAACGGUCCACUUGCUUCUGGAACUGUGCCGGUAGCUUUAGGUCCAUCUAGAAAGAAUUAUGAGAAGUUUGUCCCAGGUACUUCUUUCAUACAUGUAAACGACUUCCCUGAUGCUUUUUCACUGGCUGAAUUUCUAAUGAAACUGGAUGAAGAUGAUGAGGCGUAUAAAAAGUACUUCAUUUGGAGGCAGUUUUACACAGUGAGGCGUCCCUUCACUGACGAGAAUCGUAAAUUUGCACUUGGUGUUUGUCAAGCCUGUAGCCACAUUGGCCACACCAACGAGUACAGAGUAGUACGCGACCUUUACAAGUGGGUUGCACAGUGAUAGUAGGUAUUUAAAUAACAUACCUCUGUGAGGGUCCUGCUAUUUAAAUGCAAUGUAACGAUUGUCCAAGACUAUCAAAAGUAACAAUAUUUGGGAUUUGGGAUAUAAAACUCAGGGUGGUUUUCACGUGUUUUUUUUAUUGUAUAUAUAACAAUCAUGCAAAACAUAUUUACAAACUGUAACAAGUGUUUGCUGUUGGGAAAUAUUAAUGCCUUGCUCUGUUGCCAUAAUCACUUAGGGUUACUGUUUAAUUUGGUUGUACCUUUGAAGUUCAUGUCUAAUUGCCUUUGCUAGAAUGUCAAUAUUGUCUAAAAUGAAAAAUUUCUUCAAA